UUUGGCGUUCAUCUUUAUUUUUUAUCUAACCAUUUGGUUGCAAGAAUGGCAAAUCAUAAUUUGGCUUUGAUUUUGACUGCAUUAUCAUAUCUACUAUUUGUUACUGCAAUAGUACAUUCACAGCAAAUAAACGUGUCACAAUUAAGAAGACUGCGACGAAACUUGCCAAAGGUACAAAGAACUAGAACUGUACAAAAACAAGUCAUUGAUCUACUUACACAAGUUGUGAAAUUGCAAACACAAAUCAUUAAACUUCAAAAUGAAGCCAGAGCUUUCGUAACGCCAAAGAAAAAAGUUUUUACAUCAUGCAAAGAAGCUGUAAAAGAUGACAGCUCAAAAGAUUGUGCGUACCUAAUAAAAACGGACACUUCAUUAGGCUACAGCAAAGUUUUCUGUCAGAAAAAGAUAUCGGGUUGUUCUGGAGAAGGCUGGACGCUAGUGAUGAAAAUUGAUGGGAAUCAGAAAACAUUCGAUUUUGACUCAUCGUUUUGGACAAAUAAAAGUAGUUACAAUAAAAAUGGUAUAACAGGAAUGGAUGAUUUGGAAACAAAACUUCCUACCUACUGGAGCACCAAAAUUAACAAGAUAUGUGUUGGAAUGAAACUCAACGGUACAAACUUCAUCAGCUUCAAUAUGAAAGCGAAAUCAUUGUAUGAUGUCAUCGCUGAUGGAAAAUACCGCAAAACAAGUUUGAGCCGAAGCCAAUGGAUGUCAUUAAUCAAAGACAGCGUUCUUCAACAAAACUGCAAUAAAGAAGGUUUUAACGUCAUUGCACCAGCCAAGUUACACGCUCGUGUAAGGCUUGGUAUACUGGGAAACAAUGAAAACAAUUGUGAUUCAUCCGAUUCUUUCAUUGGUUUUGGUGGUCCAUACAACGGUAUUUACUGCUGGCGAAAACCUCAAAUAAACAGCUGCAGGAACUCAGCUUAUUGCACAAGAAAGCCGGUAAUAGAGCUUAAAUCAAUGGGAUACAUUUUGUUUCUUAAUUACAAUAGUGGAAAUAGGAAACACACUUGUUCUUUUCAGGCUAUAUAUAUUUGUAAUUUGAUUUAUGUAGAACUGGCUGUAGAUGUACUUUCUUUUAAAGUAAGCUUUGCGAACAGUAUUCAACCAUGUUUGUUUGAGUAA
This is a messenger RNA of Xenia sp. Carnegie-2017, 1128 nucleotides long. RefSeq lists its product as uncharacterized. The record is from RefSeq and is a predicted model, not a curated record. Lineage: Eukaryota; Metazoa; Cnidaria; Anthozoa; Malacalcyonacea; Xeniidae.